This is a messenger RNA of Orcinus orca (killer whale), 1738 nucleotides long. It is a transcript of the gene SMIM32, whose product is annotated as small integral membrane protein 32. The coding region runs from base 650 to 961 and encodes 103 amino acids. Lineage: Eukaryota; Metazoa; Chordata; Mammalia; Artiodactyla; Delphinidae. The record is from RefSeq and is a predicted model, not a curated record. The transcript has a single exon.
CCUGGACCUGAGCGCGCGGGCAGCCUCAGAGCUCAGUCUCCAGCUCGAGACAGGAGCGCAGCAGCCGAAGCCAGCGGGGACAGGUUCUCCGCACACCGGGCAUCUCAACAGGCACUCGAGGCUGCAGAAUUGCUCUGAGACUCAGCGGCGGCAGCGCGGCAGGACGCGGAGGACUCCCUGUCUGCGCCCUCUGUGCACUCGGCUUCUGGCGGCGCCCAGCAGGAAUCCCGAGCUGCGGCCACACUCACCACUCAGCUUUCGCCGCCGCUGUAGCCCAGGGGCGCCCCGGAGCCCGGAGCUCACCGGAGCUGGGGUCCGAGCUGAGAGGGCGGCCGUAAACCCGGGUCGCUGAUUCGGGACCGCGGGUUGCGACGGCGAGAAACCCGAAAAGUCCGGGGGUCGCGGGCGCGGAGCCGUCCAGCUCCGAACCGUGGGGUCCACCACCCCACGGGGAGGGCAGCUGAGCGCGGCUGGCUACGGAGCGGCGGCGGCCCGGGGGCUCCGCGGUUCCGGCGACCCCGCAGGCACCUGGCUCACGGUCAGUCACCCGUAGCGGGAAGAGCAGGGCACGCCAUGGAAGCGCGGGGCGGCGCCGGGCGGCGCAAAGCGAAGUGAGGCGGUCGGGCCGGGGUCGGCGGCCCCGCGGGCCAUGUACGGCGACGUGUUCAACGCCACGGGCGGCCCCGAAGCGGCGGUAGGCGGCGCGCUGGCCCUGGCAACCACGGUCAAGGCGGAGGGCGCUUUGCCGCUGGAGCUAGCUACCGCGCGCGGGAUGCGGGACGGCGCGGCCGCCAAGCCCGACCUGCCUACCUACCUGCUGCUCUUUUUCCUGCUGCUGCUCUCCGUGGCGCUCGUCGUCCUCUUCAUCGGCUGCCAGCUGCGCCACUCGGCCUUCGCCGCGCUGCCCCACGACCGCUCGCUGCGGGACGCCCGCGCGCCCUGGAAGAUGCGGCCGGUGUAGCGGCGGAGCCAGCCACGCCGGCAGGCGCCCGGUGCCGGUCUCGCCACCAGCAGUCGGUGUGAGCCAGGCAGGGUGCAUCUGACGCCCCUGGGAACACUGCGCCCUGACCCCAACACCCUUCCCGCCCUCGAGCAGCACCCUGGGCGUCAAGGGAGUAGGAGGCGUUAGGAGGCUGUAGAAGGUCCCGAUCCUCGUGGCCGCAGGGAACUAAGGUUCUGCUUCCCUGGAGGACUCUGUCUUCCCUGGAGGACUCUCUCUUCCCUGGACAGCGGGCCCAGCUGAAGGGGUGGGGGGGCGGGCAGGGGGUGCCUUCCUGCAAGACGGCGCUCCUGCCCGUACAAGGGAGCCUUUCUCGCCGCCCGCUGACUUCCCUACUUUGCAUACCCAAGGGGCAGGCGCUGUGAGCGCGCAACUACCCGAGCGCGCAGCCAGCCCGGAGCUGCCUGUCCGGAGUCCCCGGCCCUGCAGCCGUCUUCUUACGGCUAUUACCACCUCUCCCACUCUUUGCACCGAGAGUCCCACUAGGAUCUGAGUGUGAACUCAGCCGGACUUGGGAAUGAUGGCUCUCGGAAGCUUCGUCCCCUGGGGAAGGAGGGGACUCGAGUUUCAAUGGGUCCCGCCCGGGUCUGAGGACCCAGUUUCUCUGCCCGCACGCGCAAAGGGGAAGCCGGUCUAGAGGCGCAGGGUCCCACCUGCAGCACCCUGUGGUCAGGAAAUAGUGUCCUCCAUCUCCAGAGGCCGCAUUUCUACAAUAAAACCUCACCGAAUUAGACCCAG